CUCUGUCUUCAGAUUAUAAGUUCUCAUGAGAGUACUGUCAGAGAUGUUUUAAGGAAGAGAUACAAAGGAUUUUUUUAAUAAAGCAGAAGAUGUCUUCUCAAUAUGACUUCAGAGGUCACUUAUGCUGAAGUGAGGUUCAAAAAUGAAUCCAAGUCUUUAGGCAUCAACUCAGAGCUUACUUCAGUUCCCAAAGAGAAGAGCAGCCUUCACACAAGUAACCCUGGUUUUUCCAAGGUACUCUUCCUCUCAUUGUUGAUACUUCUGCUAUUAUUGGCAAUCUCAUUUUUCAUCGCUUUUAUCAUUUUCUUUCAAAAGUAUUCCCAACUUCUCAAAGAAAAAAAGACUAUAAAAGAAUUUACUCACACAACAUUGGAAUGUAUAAAAGAAAAUUUGACCAUGGAAGAGAAAGACUGGGGCUGCUGCCCAAAGAAUUGGAAGUCAUUUAAUUUGAACUGCUAUUUUUUUUCUACUGAAGACAAAAAUUGGAUAGAGAAUAAAAAGAACUGCUCAGAAAUGAAGGCUCACCUGCUGGUAAUCAACACCAAGGAAGAGCACGAUUUUAUCAUUCAGACCCUGGAUAAAAAGAAAGCUUAUUAUAUAGGGCUGUCAGACCCAGAGGGGACAAGAGCCUGGCAAUGGGUUGAUCAGACACCGUACAGUGAAAAUGCUACAUUCUGGCAUAAAGGUGAACCCAAUAAUCGUGCUGAACGUUGUGUCAUACUGAAUAAACCUCCUCGUGGCUCAUGGGGCUGGAAUGAUGUUACUUGUGAAGGCCGUCACAUGUCAAUUUGCAAGAUGAUGAAGCUCUACUUAUGAAUGGGAAAUUAUCCAUGAACAUGUGGUUGAAUUGGUAUCUACCAUUAAAGAAAUAAAUAAUUUGCUUUUUAGAAUUCAUGUAUAAGCUUAUACAAGUGAUCUUCAGAAAAUUUUUCAGUAGGCUGUUAACUAUUCAACUUAUAUAAAUAAGUGUACACAUUAAUUUAUAUAUUAAUUCACACAGUGAACAUUUAUGGAGCAUUUUAUAAUAUCCUGUAUACUGGAGAGACUAUUUGCAGAUGAAUGGAGGGAGUAUGAGCCUCUUCUCCCAAUUUUUGUCUUAUUGCAAGGGGCUUAGAUAUUGAUAUAAUAAUAUGGUAUGGUUCCUCCACCUAUCUGGAUUUAUCUCUUUAUGGGCUGGUCAAAAGCAAAAUAAUACCAAUCAUUACAUUACACUGGUGAGUUGACAUAAAUCUAUAUUUGUCAGGUAUUCUGAUGCAUUUUUUCUUUAAGUUUUAUAAUUUCUGUGUGGAUUGACACCCAAAAUGACUCCUGGCAUAUUUGUCUGUUUGUUUUUUUGACUCCUGGCAUAUUUGUAAUCCUCUUUUUACUAUAGUUCUUACACACCGCUUCUUUCUAUAACAAUAUAAAAUAUAUGAUAUUUAUAAUAAAACCUGUAAGUCAUGCUUUAGUAUAGUAGUUAUAAUUGAUCAUGAUAAAGCUGAUUCUUGCCAUGACUAUCCCAAUAAAGCCUAAAAUUAUACCCUGAUUUUCUUGACUUAACUGAGUAAUUAUAUUUGCCACUCAUUUCUUAAUUCUAUCUAAAGUUGAGUUAUUUUUAUGCAGGUCUAAUUUUAUACAUUAUAUAUAGAACUUAGUAGUUUACUUCCCAGAAAGCAACUUACAUCGCAAUUCUGGAAAAAUUCUGGGGAAACUUUAUUUAUGAUGAGCUUUUCCCAUUAUUAUUUCAAUAAUAUGGAAUGGAGUGUAGGGAGGGCAAAAAGAACUUCUUUAUUAAAUGCCUUUGGUUGCCAUAGUGGAAGGUGUGCUUGACCUGGAGUGAAAUGGAGAAUGAUAAUAUUAUUCAGUGCUGGAACUUUUCUCUUUCUUCCACCUUGCAUUGUAUGAACGUGGUUCAGAGCCAAUUUUCUUUCAUUUUCCUUCGAACUUCUAACUAUUAAAUGAAGAUGGUGUGUAAUAGCUUGUAUGUAAGAUUUAUAUUGAAGUGUAACACUUAGGUGAAGAAGCAUCUAGUUGAGUCCCAAUCAAUGGACAGAAUUGUGAAAAAAAUAACAAUAUAGUUUAUAGCCACUAAGUUUUGGGGUAGUUUAUUAUUCAGCAAUAUAUAACUGAGACACCUUCAAAUUCUAUUGCAGUUUUAAACUAAGAUUCUAUAAAAUAAUGAAACACAUUU
Molecule: messenger RNA, 2170 nt
Organism: Molossus molossus (Pallas's mastiff bat)
Lineage: Eukaryota; Metazoa; Chordata; Mammalia; Chiroptera; Molossidae
Product: C-type lectin domain family 4 member A-like
Exons: 7
Coding region: 103-816 (237 amino acids)
Source: RefSeq, a predicted model, not a curated record